AGCCUUGGCGGCUGACAACACUAACCGAAUUUGCGGCUGAAAACUCCAUGUAGAACUUGCUCCAAUACACUAGGGAACAUAUUCUUUAACAACUUUAUCAGGAUAGCUGUGAGUGAACAACCAGUUUGUUCUGGGGAACAGUUUUUGUUAGUUCCUUGUGUGGCUGUCUAUUAUAAUUAUCGAGGCGCAUACGACUUAAUCUUCAAAAAUCAGAUGACAACUCGGCACGGCUACGGCUUAUCUACAAUCAAACCAAGUUUUCUGUCUCAAAGAAUAUCUUAAGAUUCACCUACACAUUUAGCACAAUGUCUUCGAAGCCUCGCGAAACACCGACUAUGGAGUCAUUAGGCCUUCGGGAGUCUGGGCUCUACUUCCCUACCAGUGCAAACAGAGUCAUCAACUUUCCUCCAGAUGUGAUCCGACAAGAUGCCUUAGAUACGCGAAUUGUCGUACACGGCCGCUUUCCCGAGCUAGUUGAACGGUUUCUGGCUCAUAAGCGUAUACACGGAAGUUCUAUAGAAAAGCAGCUAUACGGUCCGGAUUGGACCUGGCCGCAACAAGUAAUGAGACUUAUCGAGAAGCGACCCCUGUCUUUUGUCGGUCCAAACGACUCAACUCUACUACGUACCGGACAAUCAUUUCAAAUGGGAACUAGGUUUUGGGAUUCAAUAGGCGCUGAAGGUACACCUUACAAGCCCCUAGAAGAGUACUUAACCUACGAUGAGAUCAUGCUUGGUAGCUUGAUAGGGGUCAGCAGUCCAAGUUACUUUAUUAACGAUGGCGCCCGGGGUAACAAUGGGAUGCCCCAGGACGCUGGAACAUUUGAGCCUAGGGGGAUCAUUAUAGGAUUAGUCGGGCCGCGAUUUGAGCGGCUACUGCAUAUGGACUCUAACCUCAUCCUAGACGGUGUGGUAGCAAGACAACAACAUCCUCAACUCACCAAUAUAUUUUUGGAUUUCCUUGGUGUUGGGGAAAGAUCGGAAUUGCAGAUGGAAAGGUUCUCCAUACGAGCCUAUACCCAGCGUAUACGUAUUAGCGCCGAUAUUCUGCUUCUGGAGGCAAAUGAACGCGCGAAGGCCGUAGGCCGAAAGGCGUAUGUCUACAUAGUAGGCCUCGGCCUCGGUGCAUGGUUAUACGAUCCGUUGCAGCCCGAGUUAUUCAUAAAUGCUUUCCAAGAGUCAUUGAUGGUUCUAGGACCGAAGCUGACACAUAUUAGAACACUUGAUUUCGCAUGGAUUCGAGUGGCAGGGGAGAUCCAGAAACAGCUAGCUGGUAUCACAAUGGGACUAGGCAUCACUGCCGUAUUCUCAAGGCGUAAUCCAGCUGAAAAGUUGAUAGACCAAAGAGCAGACCAGCUUCUCGUCAUAUCCUACGCGUGGGAUGGUAAUUCAUUUCCGGGUAACGAAUAUUGGGAGGGAAAUCUAAGUGGUAGUGGUGAUCCUGCAGCGGCAUGUAUGAGUACAAUCGCUGAGCUACAUAAUCCCCUGGUCAAUCCGGACUUUACCAAGCGAAUCUUUGUGGUAGACAGCUCAGAGAAGUGAAGGAAACAUAGCGAUUCAUACUAAGCCUAGUACAAUGGUUCUGAUACUCUAGGGCAUUUUUUGCUAUUAGAAAAGCGUACAAUUAAUAGAAGAUUUAUGUAGCUCUAUAAACUCAUAUCUAAUCCCUACACUUUCAUGAGGGAAC
Daldinia loculata is the source of this 1686-nucleotide messenger RNA. RefSeq lists its product as uncharacterized. The transcript has a single exon. Bases 306 to 1541 code for a protein of 411 amino acids. NCBI's taxonomy places the organism in Eukaryota, Fungi, Ascomycota, Sordariomycetes, Xylariales, Hypoxylaceae. The record is from RefSeq and is a predicted model, not a curated record.